AUGGCCACAUCUGAGUUACCAGGCAAAUCCAGCUUCAAAAGGAAGAAGCUAAUAAUCGUGGUGGUGCUGUCAGUUUCAUCAGUUGCACUACUUUUGUCUGCAGUAGCAUAUGCAUGUAGAAAUAAUAACAAAGGACGAGGUUACUGGACAAAUCCCCUAGACAGGGAUGAUCAGGUGGAAAACCUUGAUGAGCUACCUUUUUUUAGCCUUAAUAAAAUAAUUAAGGCUACCGCUAACUUCCACAUUGAUAAUAAGAUAGGAGAAGGUGGUUUUGGUCCUGUUUACAAGGGCGUGUUAAAAAACGGAGAAGUAAUAGCUGUAAAGCGACUUUCAGAAACUUCUCAACAGGGACCUGAUGAAUUCAAGAAUGAAGUCAUGUGUAUUGCCAAACUUCAACAUCGAAAUCUUGUGAAGCUCCUUGGAUAUUGCAUUGAUGGAAAUGAAAAGAUUUUGAUUUAUGAAUACAUGGAUAACAAAAGCUUGGACUCGUUUCUUUUUGAUGAAACCACAAGUUCAGUGCUUGACUGGGGACAAAGGUUUCAUAUUAUCCAUGGUAUCGCUCGAGGUAUUCUUUAUCUACAUCAAGAUUCACGCCUCCAAAUUAUCCAUAGAGAUCUCAAGGCAGCUAAUAUCCUGUUGGACAGCGAAAUGAACCCAAAAAUAUCUGACUUUGGUCUUGCUCGAAAGUUUGUUGGAUUGGAUGCCAUGGCUAAGACAAGGAACGUUGUGGGAACAUAUGGAUACAUUUCUCCCGAGUAUGCUGUACAUGGGCAUAUUUCAGUGAAGUCGGAUGUAUUUAGCUUUGGUGUUAUUGUGUUGGAGAUUGUGAGUGGGAGGAAAAACAGAGGAUUCUCUCAAGAAGGUCAUAGCGACAACCUUCUUGGACAUGCAUGGAGACUCUACAAAGAAGACAAGUCGAUUGAACUUAUAAAUGCAUCUUUACUCAGCUCGUGUGUGGUCUCCCAAGUGCUACGAUCAAUACACGUUGGAUUAUUGUGUGUGCAACAACAUGCAGAAGAUAGACCAACUAUGUCAUCAGUGGUUUCAAUGUUUGUUAGUGAAGUUAUGUUGCCUCCACCUAAACAACCAGCUUUUUUCACGGAAGAAAGUUGUCGUGAAUUAGAAUUUGGUUCAUCAUCCAAUGAAUACAUGAUAACACUAUUGUAUGCUAGAUAG
Messenger RNA from Lactuca saligna, 1176 nucleotides. The record is from the annotation of a GenBank genome assembly. Lineage: Eukaryota; Viridiplantae; Streptophyta; Magnoliopsida; Asterales; Asteraceae.